Molecule: messenger RNA, 646 nt
Organism: Hyaena hyaena (striped hyena)
Lineage: Eukaryota; Metazoa; Chordata; Mammalia; Carnivora; Hyaenidae
Exons: 4
Coding region: 1-645 (214 amino acids)
Source: RefSeq, a predicted model, not a curated record
AUGGUCUCAGGAGCUGAAACUGAAAGAUCGCUGUAUGUUCACCAACUGGAAUUAAAAUCAAAACGUGAAACAAGCGAGAGACCUGAGCGCUCGCCUUCCCUGCGCUCGGCUGGGUCAAAUUUCAGCCCACCUUCUUCAAGUCCUUCCCUGCAGGACCUCGACGUUCCCUUCCCCCUCCCGCCACGUGAAUCCUGCCCAGAUCCCGAGUCAGUGCUGACCACCGCCGCCUCAGCUCCGUCAGGCUCCAACUGGCUCUGGGGCAGCCUUCCCCACUGGAAACAAGAAGUCCAGGAGAUCGGGAGCAGCUCUGGCCCGUCUACCUCUGGCACUUGCACAGCCCCUGGACCUCGGGGGAAGCCUCGCUGUUUCCACCCUUGUCUUCCUGCAGCAUUCCCUUCACACAGCAGCCAAGGUCCCGACAAAGAGCAUCAGGGAAUCCCGGAGGCUGGAAGGUGGAAGAGAGAACACGGACCCUGGAGUCAACCAGCACUGUGCGCCUCUGCACGCUCGUCUGCAGGAUCAAGUGGAUUGAAUGUGAUAACGCAAAGUGCCUUACACACAGUAGGACAAGAAAUACCAGAACCAACUGUGGUCAUCCGCAAGGCACCAGCCUUUCUGGAACUGAAAAAUAAUAACGGUGGUUAAA